This is a messenger RNA of Naegleria gruberi, 468 nucleotides long. RefSeq lists its product as uncharacterized. The transcript has a single exon. The record is from RefSeq and is a predicted model, not a curated record. Lineage: Eukaryota; Heterolobosea; Eutetramitea; Acrasida; Naegleriidae. Gene Ontology annotation, molecular function: protein binding. The annotation marks the transcript as partial.
AUGAAACGAUUGAAAACUUUAAAGAUUUAUAAUUCAUUUCUGGGAGAGGAUGGAGCAAAAGUGAUUAGUACAAUGACAAGUUUGGAAAAUUUACAUCUAUCAGGUGCAAGUGUUGGUGAUAAGGGAGCUGUAUUACUUGGUUCAAUGCAUCAACUUGUGAAAUUGUCAAUACCUUGUAAUAGAGUUACAUCUAUUGGAGCUGAAUCGAUUAGUUCUUUACAAAAUUUAAUAACUUUGAAUAUUUCACAAAAUAUCAUAGCGGACACAGGAGCUAAAUUUAUUAGCAAUUUGAAAAAUUUGAAUGAAUUAAUUGCGGAUGGAAUUGGAAUUUCUAAUGAUGGUGUUGAAUUUAUUACUUCAAUGGAAUCCUUGACAGCACUCAGUCUUCAAAAAAAUGAUGACUUUGAGGAAAACACACCUCUCCUUAUUUCUACCAUGAAGCAAUUAACAAGCCUGGAUUUAAGUAAU